AUGCCAGUGAACCGUUCAUUAGCGAGGAAGCAGGUUUUGGGUGAUUCGGAGGACAAAGCGGUCAAUCAGGAAGUAUUUGUGAAGUCAACGUGCAAUCCAUCUUUGACGUCUUAUUUCAAUUACUGGGUGGCAAAGAAAAAGCGACUUUGGUCCGCUGGUCAAAAAGCUGUCGACACGGUUUCCGUGAAUGUUCCGCUAGUUGUGGGCACACAUAGGUCGGGAUGUAAUUUCGCCGGCAAGCUGUGCUCAUCUGAUUCGGUACACGGGGCAUUUCGAGAACGGUUUUUCGCAAUGCACAUUGUGCUUCGCUGUUCUUUCGUAUCCUAA
Molecule: messenger RNA, 327 nt
Organism: Soboliphyme baturini
Lineage: Eukaryota; Metazoa; Nematoda; Enoplea; Dioctophymatida; Soboliphymatidae
Source: the annotation of a GenBank genome assembly